AUGUACACCAACAAGAUUUCUGCCUUGCUUGGUGCCAUCGCCGCCAUCGAGCAGGCAUCCGCCCUUAGCUUGCACCGACAUGGGCACAAGCUGCAGAAGAAGCAGGAUGUCGUCGACUGGGUCACCGUUUUCACGACUGUCUAUGUAACCGAGGGAGCUCCUGCUCCUGAGCCUACCGUCCAGACCAACGACGGCAUUGUCACCUCCCAGCACGUCGUCGUUACUCCCACGCCCAAGAUCGACGCUCCUGCCAACUUCCAGGCUCUUCUCUCCAGCUCUGCUCCGGCGCCGGCUCCCUCUCCCACCAGCUUGGUCACUCAGGUUAAGCCUGCCCCCAGCUCCGUCUCCCAGGUUAAACCUGCCCCCAGCUCGGGCAGCGGCGAUGGCUCUGGUUCCAGCACGGGAGCCCCUUUCUCUGGCAAGCGUGGUCUUGCUUAUAACGACCCUAACCUUGCCAACCUUUUCGGAAAGGAGUGCAAGUCUGGAGCUUGCGGUUGGGCUUACAACUGGGGCGACUCUCCUGGAUCCCUGGACAACUCCUACAGCUACAUUCCUAUGCUCUGGGGUAACAAGAUGGACUUUUUUGAUCGCUGGGGCACUUCUUGCAGCAAGGCCAACGGUGCCAAGGCUGUCUUCUCUUUCAACGAACCCGACAACGUAGGCCAGGCCGACAUGUCUGCUGCCGACGCUGCCACCAACCACGUAAAGUACAUGAAUCCUUGCGAUGGCAAGGCUCUUGUUGGCGCUCCGGCCAUCACCAAUAGCAACGUACCGGGAGAGGGUAGAGAUUGGCUCAAGCAAUUUGUCUCUGAGUGCGAGACCAAGGGUUGCAAAUACGACUUCUGCAACGUUCACUGGUACUCCCCGGCUGCGCAACUCGACCAGUUCUUCGAACACAUCGAAGAAGCCCAUGUAAUUUGCGGCAAAAAGCCCAUCUUCGUGACCGAGUUUGCUCCCACCGGCUCCGACUCCGAGAUUGAUGACUUCAUGACGAAGGCCAUCCCCAAGCUCGAUUCUCUCGACUACGUCUACGGCUACUCGUACUUCAUGAUCCAGCCCAAUAGCUUGCUGUCAUCAGCCACGUCUCUCAGCUCCGUCGGCAAGAUCUUCGCCUCAGCUUAG
Molecule: messenger RNA, 1122 nt
Organism: Metarhizium brunneum ARSEF 3297
Lineage: Eukaryota; Fungi; Ascomycota; Sordariomycetes; Hypocreales; Clavicipitaceae
Product: Alkali-sensitive linkage protein 1
Biological process (GO): fungal-type cell wall polysaccharide metabolic process
Cellular component (GO): fungal-type cell wall
Source: RefSeq, a predicted model, not a curated record